CUCGGAUUAGUACACAACGCUCAGCUGUUGGAGCAAUAUUUAUACGAUAUACAAAUUUCUCAGGAACACGAAUUUUUUUUUAGAUUUACUUAGACGCAUUUAAUCGCAGUGAUUUAGAGUCUGUUGAAUUGUGUUGUUUUCGGCAAAUUCCUUUGUUCUGAGUCGUACAAAAUCAAUCGUUAAUCUUUGUUUUGGCCUGUAACUGGGGUGAAGAAAAUGCCUAUCGAGGUAGCUGCACUUGGGCAGCCUGCUCAUACAGCCCACAAAGUUUUUCAUGGAGAAGCCAAGAAGAUGCAUAAGCUCUGCCGUCAGUUGUCAAUUGAGAGCCCAAGUGUAACGGGACGCGACUGCGUCUUCAGUUUUGAUGUCCCAGUUCCAGAUGUGCCAAGCCAAGGUGCUAGAAUACGCGUAGUAUGCGCUGGUGCCUGCUACCACCCCAAACGCUCCCCAAGCCUCACAAGUCUGACAUCAGUAUCGAGUGCAAGCAGUUUGGCAACUGAAGCAUCUCUGGAGGGUGAUUUCCCAGUUACCCUACCACAUCAUGGAGUUCGAGACGCAUCUCUAUUCCCCGGCUAUGAAGUGGCUGGUAUUGUUGAGUCACUUGGCUCUGGACUGAAUGAGGACUGCGGAUUUACUGUUGGCGAUCGUGUUAUACUUUACCCCUACGAGGGAAUACCGAAUGGCUAUGUGGAGUAUCUCGUCGUUCAUGAUCUCAAAUACCUCAUUAAAAUACCAGAUAAUGUAUCACUGAGUGUCGCUGCAAUGCUGCCCGCUGGUGCUCUACUCGCUAUGAACACUGUCUUCGCAGCGCACGAACACGUACAGCAACUUGUGAAGGAGCGUGGUGAGAACAGUGUGUGCAAGAUUCUCAUCGUUGGUACCGGUGGAUUAGCUCUCUGGGCCCUGAGAAUUGCUGCCUAUCAUUUCACAAACAUGCGAGACAAAGUCACAAUAACCAUAGCCUCCUUGAAAGACGAUGGAUUAAAAAUGGCGCAAGAAUUUCAACGUAAAAAUAUGAUUCCCAGGGUGAAUGUAGUCGAGUGGAACGAGGGCCUCUACGAGAAACAACUGAUUGAACGCACAAUGGAUGCAUGUCGAGGUCAGGUAGACGUUGUCAUUGACUUCGGUACAACAUCAAGAAGCCUUCAUCGCAGUAUGCAAUGCCUAAGUAAAGGUGGAGUUGUUUUUGUGAUGAAAGAAGUGGCUGAUCGUUUAUUACCGAAAUUCAGUAGGCGGGCGGAGGAGCGCCAAAUAAGUAUAAAAUCUGUGGAGCUUGGUACACUGGAGCAAUUGACCGAGCUUGUACAAUUAGUUGGAUCCGGUGAAAUAGAACCACCACCCCAUACUGUUUAUCCAGCUGAAGAGGCAAUGGAUGUUGUUCAUAAACUGUGUCAUUCACAAAUUCAAGGAAGAGCCAUACUUCGUUUUUACCCCGCGGAUUAGGCGUUACGAUCAAGGUUGAAAGCCUCUGAGGACAUCAGUUAUCACUGAUUAUUGAUGAUUCUCGAUGAUCGGCGCAUCGAAAUUCAUCCGCAGAGAGUAUAUUAUGGAGUGAAGACGAAUUGAUGAUUUCGUUUUUGGAUGAACAAUGUCGAGUUUGAGAUAUUGAAAGAAAAACAGACUUAUUUGACAGAGAUUAACCAUAUAAUUAAUAUGAGUAUGUAGGAUGAUAGUUCAGUCUAAUUAUCAUGAUGAACGCAUACACAGUUCGAUAUUAAUAAUGCGUAUUUACGUGAAUUUUUAAGAUUAUUGCAACGAAGUGGUGAAAGCAUUUCAUGAAUACUGUGAGAAUGCAAACAAUUAGAGGGAAAAUAUCCGAAGAACAGUUUAGUUCGUGAAAUUAUAAAUAACAAAACACUUUCUCUGAAAGAUUUUUUCAAAAAACAUGAAAUUGUCCUUCACCACUUCGCAAUUUAUCUGAGGGCAAAUGAACGUAGUGGGAUAUGUCCUAUAAAAUUACAAUAUGUUUUGGAUAUUAAUUACUGUUGAAAGGUCUGGUUAACUUGGCGUGGGUUUAUAAAAACUCGAAACAAUGUUGAGGUAGAAGAACUAUUAUUUUGCAUGAUGAAACAGUUCAGAAUUGAAAUUCAGUGAAGGCUCGAGUGCGCCUUAAAAAUCAUAAGCCUUGUUAAAAAUCCUAGAUCAGUAUUGCUGUAUUAAACUUUUUUAAGACUGUAAGUUUUGUUCAGGAGAUGGUCAUGUUUCUUUUUAUUCAUUUUAAAUGUAAUAAGUCGAAGUUAACUUGUAACGCACCGCAUCGUAAUUUUCAUCGUAAUGGCCAAUGUCAUAACAGUGAUGUAUUAUACGAUAAAUCUUCGUAAUAUAAUCGAUAUGUUUUUACUUAAA
Molecule: messenger RNA, 2346 nt
Organism: Diachasmimorpha longicaudata
Lineage: Eukaryota; Metazoa; Arthropoda; Insecta; Hymenoptera; Braconidae
Gene: Drat
Product: quinone oxidoreductase
Exons: 4
Coding region: 217-1443 (408 amino acids)
Molecular function (GO): oxidoreductase activity, acting on the CH-OH group of donors, NAD or NADP as acceptor
Source: RefSeq, a predicted model, not a curated record